Molecule: messenger RNA, 1254 nt
Organism: Colletotrichum scovillei
Lineage: Eukaryota; Fungi; Ascomycota; Sordariomycetes; Glomerellales; Glomerellaceae
Exons: 2
Coding region: 1-1254 (417 amino acids)
Source: RefSeq, a predicted model, not a curated record
AUGGCAUCAUCCCUUCUGCUUCUGGAUGCCAUCAUCCAGCGCGACCCUCUAAACGACCAUUUGCCACAAAACCCCCCAUCCGCAGGCGAAAGAAAGCGGUACACUCAUAAAGCCAGCGAAUCGGUGGCCCAACUCGAGAUUGAUUUCGAUCUGAAACUCUGCGACUCAUCCGAACUCGUUGGCGAGGGCGUGACUCUUUUCCAAAGAGCGCGAGAUGCUGGCCACUUCAUCGGCACGGAUUUUGGCCAAACUCAGCGGCCCCCCAAAGACUCAGCCUUCGUCAUCCACAAUGAGAAUAUGCUAACGAAGUGGCUGUACAAAGACGUCUUCGCCGGUGUCGUUUCUGGAUACCAGGAGACUCGCACAUACCAAGCGACCCGCACACCUGUCAACAAACCCGCAGUCAAGAUAUACAAGCGGCACACAGACGUCCAGACUCUUUGCGAGCACACUCGCACGGUUGUCGCAAAGGCCCAGCGUAAUUGCCCCAAGAGAAGCGUCCUUGCUGGACAAGAUUUCAAGUACACUUUCCGCUGCGACAUGGACAUGAGGAAAGGUACGCAACCGGGCAAGACCAUUGACGACGAGAGGAGUAAAGUCGUCUUGAACAUUGAGUUCAAGCAACCAUAUGUCAUACCAAUGGAAGCUUGGAUUCGGUCCGCACGACAAGGUGAUGGCGAACUCGGCGCUGGCAAGAAGAUCCUCGGUGGCAAGAAGACCGCCGCUGGCACGAGAACCAUCGCUAAACCCAGUGCCGAUGAACAGCCAGUCAUCAUCGCCCAUGACUACACUGCCGGCAACUAUCAAAUCAAUGACCUUUCGAACCCGGAUGAGGAUGACGAGCAUGGCCGUGGAGCCGAAUCUGACGACGAAAUGCUUGUCGACGCAGAGUCCGACGCUGACCAACACCGAGAGGCGGCAGUCACCCGACAGCUGCGCCCCGGCAAGAAGAUGGACUGUAACGUUGAGAUAUGUUCUCAACAAAUUGGCCAGUACUGUAAGAUUCACAGAACUCGCUAUGGGGCGAUUGUUACGGGCGAGUACAUCGCCUUCGCCUACUUCAAGAAUAUGCGCAUUAUGGAGACUGCGGCUCGCCAAAUGGAAGAAGGUCUCGGAAACAUCUGCGAGCUUUAUCUCGUUCCGGACAGCGGAGAGUGGAGAGCUGCUAUUGCAGGCUUCCUCGACAGAGGCUACAAGGACUUCAUUUAUGUAGAGGCGGCCAAGGAUUGGAGACCAACGCCCCCACCCAGAUAG